CACGCGUUUGGUCUUCGAGAAAGUGCCUACACCCCGAGAAAAUUUUUGACCCCAUUCCCUUUUUUAAUUUUAAUUUUAUUUUCCCUCGAGAAAAAAAAUUAAAAAGAAUGAAUCAAAAGAAAAACAACAGCAAAAAAGUUAAAAAAGAAAACCCUAACAAAAAAAAUGAAGCUUCCCCAAUGCACCGUCACAUUUACUUAACGCCUACAGCAUCUUCUUAAGGACGCCGUGUUUCAUCCCACCCGCCGAUCAGAUCAGCCUCCUCACCGGCGAUAGAUUGUUACUUUCACUCUUGAAUCACAAUUCACUGGAAUGGAGCACCACGACAUGCAGGCGCCUAGAAGGGGAGAGAUGAAGCAUAAAGGAAGAAAUGUAGUUUGGUCGGUUGCAAUGGACAAGUGUCUCAUUGAAGCUCUGGCCAUUCAGGCUAAAAACGGGAAUAAAAUCGACAAAUGUUUCAACGAGAAUGCUUAUACUGCCGCUUGUAUUGCCGUGAAUUCUCGUUUUGAUCUGAACUUGAACAAUCAAAAAGUUGUUAACCGCCUUAAGACAAUUAAGAAAAGAUACAAAGUAAUGAGGGAUAUGCUAAGUGAAGAAGGAUUUCGGUGGAAUCCGAAUACGAAGAUGAUUGAAUGUGACAGUGAAGAUCUUUGGAAAAGCUAUGUUGCGGCACAUCCUGAUGCAAAAGGGUUCCGAAGAAAACCAAUCGAGAUGUAUGAUGAACUAAAGAUUGUUUGCGGAAAUUACCAAGCACCUAGUCGUUGGGCAAAGAUGAAGGAUGGAAGUCAUCCGGUUGCUUAUAAGAAUUUCGAAGAAGAUUCUGCUUCUUUUGUAUCACCGAGUUCAGAUGGCCUAAGUGAUACCGAUGGAACACAGUCGUAUACUGGGCCACCGGAGUAUAUGCAAGAUGUUAGUCAAGAACCUCCUCCAAUGGAGCCUCUCAGACAACUUCCAAAGCGGCCGCGUGCCUCGGAUUCUCUUCAAGAGGCAAUGCUGGCAGUGGCAUCCAGCAUUCGGCGGUUGGCCGAUGCAAUCGAGCAGAGUAAAACUACAGUCAAUGCCACAGAAUUGCUAGACGCUGUUAUGGAGAUCGAUGGUCUGGAAGAAGCUAAACAGAUGUAUGCAUUCGAGUAUUUGAACGCUGACCCUAUCAAAGCGAGAGCAUUCAUGACUUACAAUGUUCGGAUGAGGAAAACGUAUUUGUUUAGGCAGUUUUGGUGGUGGAAAUGACCAGACUGGAUUGAAAUUUCAAAGCUUUUUCAGUAUAUAAUUGACAAUAGUGUGGGGAUAUUUAUGGAUGAUGACACAUUAAAAAAACCUUGUUUCAAUGAUUCAUGGAGGUUAAAUGUACAGAUUUCAGAUGUUCACUGAUUAAACA
Gossypium raimondii (Peruvian cotton) is the source of this 1378-nucleotide messenger RNA. RefSeq lists its product as uncharacterized. The coding region runs from base 313 to 1230 and encodes 305 amino acids. NCBI's taxonomy places the organism in Eukaryota, Viridiplantae, Streptophyta, Magnoliopsida, Malvales, Malvaceae. The record is from RefSeq and is a predicted model, not a curated record. The transcript is spliced from 3 exons.